GAAAUACUUUAGCGGAUUUUCUAUUGCUGUGUGUCUGGAAAGAAUAAUAGAUUAGUGCACGAAUUCUUAAUAUUAGUAAAUUUCAUGUAGAUUUAAUUGUAUUACAUUGCAGUUUACGUGUUAAUAAGUUGUUUUGAACAAAAUUGUGAUCUAUUUGUGUGCGAUAAUGUAGAUCAAAGUGGUGCUACGCUUGAUGAAUUACCAAACGAUAGCUGAUAUCAAAGCCUGGGUGUAGUUGUAGUUUACGGAACGAAUUGAGAAACGGACAAUUUUUGCAUUUUUCUUUUGGAUUCCUUUUAAAUGGAAUAGCUUGUUUCUUUGCUUGUGAAAUAGAGCGCAAUAAUGGCCUAUAUAAAUGUUGUUGAAUGGACGCCAGACCAAGUAACCGAUUGGUUAAAAGGAUUAGAUGAAUCAAUGGAGCAUUAUAUUAGCUCUUUCACCAACAAUGAGGUCGGUGGGCGUCAGCUUCUGAAUAUACGUCCUUACGAACUAGAGCAGCUUGGCAUGUAUUCUAUUGGACAUCAGGAAAUUGUAUUGGAAGCAGUAGAAAAUUUACGUAAUUUCUAUUAUAAUUUGGACAAAGAGAAUCUGCAAUUUAUGGCACUGCAUGUGGCUACGGCUGCGCAUAGUCUGCAUCGCCAAUUAGUCACACAUAGUGAUUCCUCCAAAAUAGAGACACAAAUUUUGAGUGAUAUUACGCGUACUAUUGGUACAAUAAAACCGCUCAUCGGAUGGCUGGAGCGUGCCCCCUUUCAAGGCCAAGUACAAUUUACAGAAAUUUGUAAAAAUUUACUCCGGCUUGGCCUUGAAAUGGCGACAAUGGCACAACGCGAUCGCUUCGUCGAACGACCGGUAGAUCAGAUACGCGGAAGUGCAGAGAAACUUGAGCGACUUGCCAAUUAUAUCAUACAAGAUAUAUCGGAUCCAAUGCUUCUACAACCGGCAUCAUUAAAUCUCGUCACUGUAAAAAAGCGUGAAAUGGAUCCCGGCUUUGAGAUCGAGUCAAAUUUCCAUGGUGUUCAUCGUAUAACCGAAAUAAAAUAUAAUUCACCAGCGCACACUUCUGGUAAAAUAGAAUACGGCGACGAAAUCAUACAAAUUAACUAUCAGACGGUAGUAGGAUGGCAAGGUAAAACGGUAUGGCACCAACUGCAUGUUUCACCUACUGAUGUAUUAUUAACAUUGAAAAAAAGGCCGAAACAUAUGAAAAUAUAUGGGCAAAUUUAUAUGCAACCAUACCGAUUGCCAAGCAAAAAACGCACAGUUGGUUCCAGGUGGGGUGAAAAUGUGCCCCCUGCAAGAACAGGAUUUCUUACUGUGCCUAAAAAUCCAGCUGCUUUUGAGAUAUUAUCACUUAAGUCUGAAGAAAAAGCCGCAACAACUGCUUCAGAUACAGAGUCCAACUGUAGUGACACAUCAUCACCCACAGAGACCAAAACAUCUGAGAAACGUAGUCGUUUGUACUAUGAAAAACCACGCACAGUAUUACAGCGUCGACACACAAUCAGCGGUGACCUAAAAUGUGGUAAUGAUGUGUUUCAGCAUCGUAAACCAAACGCUGGUGUUGCAAUCGAUCCAUCGUCACCCAGUUUGCGCGACAAAUGCAAAUCAUUCGGGUUCGGUUUGGAAUUAACAUCACGGCCGAAGACUUGCAUAGGCAUAGGGAGUAAAAAUGAUGGCACAACCGAACUACAGGACGUAUUUAACAAAUCUAAGACUGCGGAAGGAGGAGAAAAUAGUGAAAAUACUAUUGACCGUUCAAAACCAGGUGUGAGUAAGGUUGUACGCUUUGACGCAAAUAUGAAAUAUGAAGACUAUCCAGUAGAUCAGAAAUAUACCUGUAACGUUGAAAAUACCAUAUUAGAAACUUUCGAACCAAUACUCUUUGCCGAUGAAGGCGAUGAAGAUGUUUUGGAUAUGCAACGGAAUGCUGCGUCUGAAGAUAAAACUUCUGCACCGUAUACGACAACUCCCACAACGACACCAACCACUCCCAAACCGCCAGCACCACUGCCUGACAUCACUGCUGCAAGUCAGGUGGUCGAAACAGUAAAUGCUCCAAUUGUAGCCCGUCGAGGACGUCUUGACAAAAGCCACAGCACGCCAGCUUACGACAACACAGGUGUUGAAUGCGAUACACCGCCCGCUAUUGAGCCACGUAAAGAAUUUCUACAACAAACGCCUCCUGUGCCACCGCCCCGUCCACGUAAACAGAAAGACAUGUCGCCUCAGCCAGUACCACCACCACCACCGAAGCCACCAAGCUUAAUGGGCACAGCAUUGCAAUCGUCGUUGAACACAAAGCAGAAUACAUCAACUUUUAGCACAGAAGGGAUAAAGAUUAAUUUGCCUUCGAUGUCAUUAUUAUUGAAUUCGCCAACAAAUGUCUCCAAUACCAAUAUCAAUCUGUCUAAUACUCCAACUCAAGUUAAUGAAUUGCAUACUCCGACAAAGAGUCGCACUUUGUCGCUGAAAAAGAAAAAUAGUCUGGUGGUUAAAAGACGCAAUGUUAACUUGAAGGUGCUCGGUACAGGUGACAUACAAGGACACUUGUACAGACGCACGAAAGAUAGACGCGGUGUUACCUUUUGGGCGCGUUUGUAUUUUGUAAUGUUAAAUACCAUACUCUACGGUUUUCGAUCCAAGGAAGCAACAAAGGCGAGUUGCGUAAUUUUUCUGCCCGGAUUUACUGUAUCAUUGGCCAAGGAAGUCCAUUCGAAGCCACAUGCUUUUAAGGUUUAUCAUGCCGCAAAAACAUUUUACUUUGCAGUCGAAUCGCAAGACGCUCUAAAUCAGUGGGUAGAAUUGCUCAGGCAGGCCACGUUGCAUACGCUGCCAAACGUGCGCAAUCUUGGACAAAGCUCAUCUGGCAGUGCCAUAGAUAAUAUAAACACGAAAGAUCUUUUCUCCGAAACUGAUAGUUCUGGCGAGGAAACUGAAUCAAUAAUAUCAAGUAAUCUAUGCACGCCAUCACCACAAUCCAUCGGCAAGGAUGUUAUUACAAAUUUUACAUCCGCCACAUCCACGCCCGUUGCGGCACAGCCAAAACAAGAACGCAGUUAUUUGGGAUCUUUGCGAAAAUUGACUAAAGGCACAUUGCCGUUCAAAAGCAGCACUUCGUCGAGUGAGAAAAAACAUUCAAGUGACAUUCCUGUGCCUACAGAUCAGUAUCGUAGUUAUCGUAAAGUGCCAGGUGGCAGUUUUGGUUUACAAAUUGGCACCAAUACGCCUGGCUAUCGGCCUGAAUUGGAUUUUCUAAUUCAGCCACCAAAUGUCAUGAGUAUUUCAGGGGCACAUUUGGCACCUACCACUUUGGCACCACCACUACCACCACAAGCGUCGUCAUCAUCAUCGUCAACACCGACACUGCAUGAUGUAGUUCGUAAGCUUUCACUGUCUUCAAGCCAUGUUUCCAUCGUAAGCAAUGGGACGGAUUUUUCUGUGAAUUCUUCCGUAGUGUCCACAUCAUGCUUGGGACCGCCCUCAUCGCCCGCACCCGUGCCUGAACGCAAUGUUUCAUAUUCUAUGAAUCAGCAUCCUCAGUCACCUGGCGCACUGAGCAACUCGACAUCAACUUCCAGUAUAUCAUCCAGAUCCAUGCGAAAGAUACCAUACAAUUUUAUACAUGCAUCCAAUCCGAAUUUAGUGGAAUUUGAUUUCCAGACUUCAAAGACACUCGACUACUCGUUACCCAAAAUCAACUCGGCAAAUUCAUGGGAUGCACAUCAUAAUACACAGAGCUUUAUAACGUUGAAAGAUCUUAUGCUACGCAAACAGGAAGAAGAAGCUCAGGAGAUGUAUAACAAUCGUGUGCUGCUGGGGGUGGAAAAGAAAGAUAUUCUACAGCGUGCUGCUGCCAUUGGUGGCGGUGGAGAAUGUAAUGACAGCUGCGGUGGCAGUAUAAGUAGUAAGCUCUCCAAAACCCAGAGCCGGAGUUUACCGAAAACCCCCGAUUAUGAAAUAAGUUUUAAACCGACUGAUGAGGAUAUUCGCCGUACACGCACAAAGGAAGGUCUAAAAUUACGAGACUUUGGAUAUGAAUUGAUAUCUGGUGAUGAACCUAUAAGCGGUGCUACAAGUUCACUAACGGCAUCACGACAGAACUCUAAUAUGUCGUCAGCGAGCAGUAAUGCGGACCACCACUCGGAGAUCAGCAGUAUAAUAAGCAGCAAGUCCCGUUCCUUCGCUCUAUUGCCGCACAAAAGUAAGAAACAUUCAAGCAAUAGUUGCUCAUCAACAUCUUCCAUUGUAGAGCUCGGUAAUAUGGGUGAAAAACGUUCCGGCAGUAUUAAGAAGAAGAGUAAAAGCGAACGUAUCUUUCAACAGUUCCACAAGCAUACAGGAGGCAACAGCAGUGGCGGCAGCUCAGCAAUGACUAUGACUUUGCCAUUAAAUAAGCAUAAAAGUAGUCAACGAGACAUGGAAUUAAGCAAUGCGGCUUCUGGUUCAGGCAUUAAAAAGAGCCAUACCUACAAUCAUGAUUUGAAGGAAAAAGCCGGUGCUAAGUACGAUGCGCACCGUAAGAACUCCGUACCAAUUUUAACGAAAUUGAGUACUACAUUUGGUGUUGGUGGUAGUAGUAAUGCUUCUGGAUCAAUUAACAAUAGCACGGCAUCAGUUAGUGGUAGUAAGAGUGGCAAAGAGAAACGACUUUUGGGUUCACCUUUGUUACAUCGCACGGUGUAUGGCACGCAACAGCAUAAUCGCCAGCAACACCAACAUAUGAGUGGCAUUUCGAUGCCAACAACACCUACAUGUACUGGUCGUGAGUAUGAUCGGGAAAUAUUCACGCAAAUAAUAUUUCCAAAAGUGAAUACUGCACAUCACCAUCAUCAUUCGCAGCAAAGCAAUCACUAUCAAAGUGAUCGCAGUAAUGCCAGCAAUCCACGACAUAUUCAUGUGACGACAUCGCAAAGCAGUUCAGUAAUUACACCUCCUGAUGUAGAGGCGCCACCGCCGCCUUCGCACCAUGAGCGCGAUAAUAACGGCAACAGAAGUCUGAAAGAGAUGAUUGCUACUGCUACUGCGGCAGUGACGACAAUCAACUCGCCUGAAUAUCCCCAUAUGGAAUGUCCUCCGGUAUUCGAGCCCGAAAUAUACUCAUUAACCGAUACCCAUGCCAACCAAACUCUAUUACUACGUCGCAAAGACAGCGGCAGUAAUGGUGUUGAUAAGCAGCAGUAACAAUACAAAUUAUUUAUACUCAUACACAUACUACAAAUGAAUAUGAUGAUCGUUGGUAUAUUGAGUAACCCAAGCGAUAUCUUAAGAACAAUUAGAGAUCGUCAAGUAAUAUAGUGUCUUCCCUUAGUUAGUUUUACGUUUUUUAACCUUAAGUUCGAGAGUCUUGUAAAUUGAAUAUUUUUGAACAUAGUUAUAGUCAAAUAAAGUACAUAUAUAUAUAUACUAUUUUACGUAUAAUAUAUUCCGAUAAAGUAUCCAAAAUGCUUUAAAUUUAUUAAUAUACAUAUAUUUAAAUACAAAGUACCAUAAA
Ceratitis capitata (Mediterranean fruit fly) is the source of this 5494-nucleotide messenger RNA. RefSeq lists its product as uncharacterized. Lineage: Eukaryota; Metazoa; Arthropoda; Insecta; Diptera; Tephritidae. Bases 343 to 5184 code for a protein of 1613 amino acids. The transcript has 4 exons. The record is from RefSeq and is a predicted model, not a curated record. Gene Ontology annotation, molecular function: protein binding.